UCAACAGUUUUCAAGUAGAGAAGACCAAAACUUUGUUAGCUUCGCCGCCAUGGCCUCCGCGCUCGAGUGCUGGUCCAACCGUAAUGCCGGUAACUGCCACGACGAUGAUUUCGUAGACCAAGUGCUCAUGUGCUCUGACGAUAGGUCGGAGUCACUCACAGCUGCUCCGCCUUCCGAUCAGACCUCCUCCGCAAUGCAAAAGCGGUUUCAGCGUCUCGGGCGCAACGUCUCCGAAGCGAUCGCGUCGCUCAAGAACUCUCUCAGCCUUGAUUCGGCGCGAGACAACCAGAAUGCAUCCGCCGGGGGAGGAGGCCGGAAGCUCGUGUGGGCAACUGUUGUGAGGAACCUUGCUAAAAUGUAUCCUGGAAGCCAGUUGCCUGAUAAGCUCGUCUCUAAUCUUAGGAAGCAUUACGAUUCUUUGCCUCUCAGUUAUAGUCAGACAGGGUUCGAUAUGAAAGAUGUAUUUGUACACAUAAAGCUGAUAGAGCAAACUUCUGGAGAUGAUAAUCCUGUGUUUGUGAUUCAAGAGGUGUGUGAUGAGGAAGCUGAUUCUCAGGGUUCUGUGUUCAAGCUCACAUUUGCUUGUAGUUCUUCGCUUCCAUGGUCAACCAUUUCAGGGUCUCUUGAUAGUGCUUCAAUUUGUUGUAAGAAAGUACAAAUCUUUGAGAAGAAGGGAUUGACUCUUGGGGUUGUUCUUCUUCUCGUCGAGUCCGGACAAGAAAAAUUGUGCAAAAUUAAGAUAGAGAAUGCCCUUAAAUCUGCGGUAAGGAAACCAAAGUCAACCUCUGUGAAGCUCCCUUUUGGACUUUGUGGCUGUCAAGAACAGAACGCAGGUGUAGGAGAAUUUGGGGAUGUUGAUGUAGAGUCCAUUGAUCAAUGCUAUAUACAUGAGUUGGCAAAUCUGAAUACUAGGAUCCAACUUCAAAUGCCACCUCCAAACACUUCGUUUUCUGUAUCAGUGGAUGAAUGGCAGACCAUCCAAUCAGGCGAUGAUGAUAUCAGGAAAUGGCUACUGAAUGCAGAUGAUCUCGAGUUUAGUUGUCAGUUAGGACCAAAUUCAUUUAAAGGACUUUACAGAGGAUUAAAGGUGGCCAUUGAGAAACUAAAAGGCUGCGAUAAGGGGAAUUCAUAUGAGCUUGAGAUUCGAAAAGAUUUCUUGGAGCUGAUGACCUGUGGACACAAGAGCAUUCUGCAGUUUUAUGGUCUCUGCAUCGAUGAAAAUCAUGGAUUAUGCGUCGUAACAAAACUUAUGCAAGGUGGAUCACUCCGUGAACUGCUGGUGAAGAAAAAGAAGCUUCAGACUAAGAUGAUAUUUCAAAUUGCUGUUGACAUAGCAGAAGGGAUGCAGUUCAUUUGUGAUCAUGGUGUUGCAUAUAAAGACCUUAACACACAGAGAAUACUAUUAGAUAAGCAGGGCAAUGCCUGUCUGGGUGAUAUGGGAAUAGUCACUGCAUGCAGGAGUUUGAAUGAGGCCAUGGAGUACGAAACAGAUGGCUAUAGAUGGCUUGCACCCGAGAUAAUCGCGGGAGACCCGGAGAAGAUGAGAGAGAGUUGGAUGAGCAAUGCAUAUAGCUUUGGGAUGGUGCUUUGGGAGAUGGUGACAGGGGAGGAGGCGUAUGGAUCUUGCUCGCCAGUGCAGGCGGCGGUUGGGAUUGCAGCGUGCGGUCUAAGACCAGAGAUUCCAAAGGAGUGCCCUCAAGUUCUCAGAUAUCUUAUGACCAAAUGCUGGAACACUUGCCCCUCUACACGCCUUAACUUCUCUCAAAUCCAUUGCAUUUUGCUCCGUGCCAUCUCACGGUAAUCACUCUCCUCUACGUAGCAAUUGGAAGAGUGCCUUUUUUUUGGAAGAAAUCUUUAGAAAACAUAUAGUUUUUGUGGGUAAGAGCAUAGCUAUGAUGAUGAUUAAGCUGAGACGAAGAAGAAGAAGUGGUUGGUGUAUAUUUUGGUUAGAUCAGAAAGGAAUGUUGUAGAGUAACAGAUUCAUUAUAGGCCUGUUUGUAAGCCCACUUUUGGUUUUACACUUUAGUUUACAUUGUAAAUGGGCUUCACUCCUUCCCCAAAUUGUACUUUGACCAAUAUGAAUGAACUUUACUCGUAAAGCUUUCAAAUUAGAACUGUUCAAAAUGGUGUA
Capsella rubella is the source of this 2131-nucleotide messenger RNA. RefSeq lists its product as uncharacterized. The coding region runs from base 50 to 1801 and encodes 583 amino acids. Lineage: Eukaryota; Viridiplantae; Streptophyta; Magnoliopsida; Brassicales; Brassicaceae. Gene Ontology annotation, biological process: protein phosphorylation. Gene Ontology annotation, molecular function: protein kinase activity; ATP binding. The transcript is spliced from 3 exons. The record is from RefSeq and is a predicted model, not a curated record.